AUGGCUUCUACAAUAUCCCUCAAGGAGCUGUCCAAGGCCAUCAAGGACUUUAUCGUCGAGCCAACCCUGCCCCUUCCCGAUGAUCUCAGCGAAACAAUUGCCGGCUACUUGCGGAGGCGUGAGAAAUAUGACGAGGCUGCGUCGGAUCGGCUGCAGGAGGAGCUGCUGCUCAUCUUUGAUAAGAAUGUUCGGGGCAACCCUGCCGCGUCUGGCGCCUGGCUGAGCAUCUUGCGCCGGCUGUUUACUGUGCUGCGGACUCCCGAGCGAAUACUGGUGUGGCUGGACGCUUGCAAGGGCAUUCUCGACAAGACGGGAUUCGACAAGAACGUCGUGGCCGAGGCCAUGGAGAUACUGAACGAGAUUGUCACCGUUUCCGACGAGUACCACGAUGACAUUGGCAAGGACUCGGCGUCGAACCCCCUCAUCGAUCGACUGUUUGAGAUAUGGAUGGACGAUUUUCACCCUGCCCGUUUCGAGGGCUAUCAGCCGUCGGAGCACACUGAAAAGAUGAUAAGCGAUGCGCUGGGGCAGUUUGGGAAGAAGCGACCAAAAGAAUUCUUCUCCUCCUUGGACGGCUACCUUAUCAAGAAAAAGUACAGAAGAGCCAGUCUGAAUUUCUUCUGUUCAUUUAUCCAGUCACAACCGCCUCACUUACAUCAAGUGGCUCAAACCCCUUUAUUUACCGAUCUCUUGACAUGCCUUCAGCAAGACACUUCGACCACUGUCAUCUCGGCUGCGCUGACCGCUCUCAUCAUGCUACUGCCGCACAUGCCCAGCUCUCUGGUGCCACACUUGCCCACUCUUUUCAACAUCUAUACCAGGCUACUCUUCUGGGAAAAGGAGAGGUCGGGGACCAUGGAGUCGCCCUUUCACGAUUCCGAACAGGCAAGCCGGUGGGAGGUUUUUGCAUACGACCCGGAGACGGAAGACACCAAUAUAUCACACCUAUCCAACUACUACACGGUCCUAUAUGGCCUAUACCCUAUUAAUUUCAUGGACUACAUUCGCAAACCGCAGAGAUAUAUGCGCCAUGCCAAUGUGUCCGGUGCGGACGAGAUUGAAGUACAGCCGACGGAGAUUCGGCAUCAGUCAGAACAAUUCAGGAGAUGCCAUAUCCUUCACCCUAAUUUCUAUACCCUCACAAUCGAAACGGAAAAGACAGAUUUUGGGCGGUGGAUCAAGAGCGAAGCCGCCGAAGUCGUCGCCGAAUGUAUGGCGCUGUGUAUUGCACCAGAAUCCCAGAUGUUUGGCGAACACGAGCUAUUGCAUCUUCCAGACUCUUCGGCUCAGGCUCUCAACGACGAGUUGAGCCAAGUGAGGUCAGAUCCUGGGUUGCUGAGCAGCUCAGUAACCAAGGUGAAUUCGUGGAGGAACACUCACAUGUCGGCGACAGAGUCCGUCACCAGCGACCGUACUCCCUCAACAUUGAUGCGGCGUGGCUCCCAAUCUAGCCAUCACUCGGCAAGAGACUCUGGCGAAGCUGCUCGAGCCAGGGAUAUGUUUGGCGUGGAUAGCCCCUCUGGCACUCAGCUGCUCCAGUCGGCUUCCCAUACUCAGCUUCAAGAUCUCAUCAGGUCGAAUAAGGCAAUCAAGAGCAGUCUUCACCAAUCCUUGGCAAACGAUAGCGUGCCUUCUCUUGCUCUAAGUCAUCAGGAGUCUAUUGUCGAUAGGCCAUCUACGAUGAUGACGCUGCCGCCGCAAACUCAUACUCCCGUAUCGGCUGGGGACAGUAGCAACGCCCAGAUUGCUCACCUGCAAAGACAACUCAUCUUGCUGCAAAAUGACCUCAGCUUUGAGAGAUAUCUCAAGCAGCAACACAUGGCCCAUAUCGGCGAGCUUAGAAGAAGGCAAAUGGCGGAGGCUGCUACAGAGGCAGAAAUGCAGAAUCUGAUUAUGAUGAACCGAAACCUCAAGAGCCGCUACGAAGAGGCCAAGAUGGCUGAGAUGCAGGUCCGCAAGGAGUCAGAAAAGAGCCGGGCCAUGGCGAAGAAGUGGGAAGCAGACCUUGCCAACAAGCUGAAAAACCUGCGUGAAGAGUCAAAGAAGAUGCAGACGGAGAUUGAAUCGGUUCGGAAAGAGCUCGAAGAGAGCCUGCGAGAAUGCGAAAAGCUACGGAAGCUCGUGUGCGACGCCGAGGUGAAGGAGCUGAAUGCAAAGCAAAACAUGCAGUCGAUUGAGAUACACGGCGCCGAGAUUGACCGGCUUAAGGCGGAAGUUGAGCGACUGUCGCUCUCGGAACGAGACUAUCAAGCGAGGGAGGUUGAACGAAUGGCGGCGGUCAACGCAGCCGAGGAGGCCCAGAACCAGCUGGAAACGCUCAAGCUGCAGUUGACAGCUUCGGAGGCAGAGAUGCAGCGAGCAAAGAAGCUUUUCCAAUCCCAGGUGGCAACGCUCCAGGCACAGCUCUCUGAAGCUCGUGACGAGCGGAACAGACCAGCGGUAACGGUGAACAUUGCAGUCGAGAGCGCUCUUGCGGCUAGCCGUGCGAAGCAGGCAGAGAUGCAGAAGCAAUACAGCCUGCUGACGCGCAAAUACACGGUGCUGCAGUCGUCUCUUCUGGAUAUGCAACUGGAAGCAUCGCUUGCAACGGAAAAAUCGAGCAUCGCGGAAGGUGAGGAAGACGGCAUGUCGUCGUCUACAGGCCCAAUGUCGAUGAAGUCAAGGCCGCUGCGACUUCUCUCAACGACGGAAGCAGCCGAGGGAGCAGGGUACAAUAUCACAUCUUCUCCCGGAUCAAACCCUGGGACUCCUACAUCCUCCGUGCUGCAGCCACUACAACCAACCAGCUCUGCGGGUACGGGUGGGACAGAUGGACAGUCGUCGUCGGCCAAUCUGUCGAUGAGCCCGGAAAGAAGCUAUUUCAGCGGUGGACUCCAGAGUAUGAUUCGAAGGGACAGUAAAGACAAGGCCAAGGAGGAGUCUGGCAAGCCCAAAAAGGAGAAGAAGACGCUGGGACUAAGGGGGAUCCGGGGAUUUGUUGGCAGUAGCUAGUUGAUAUUUGGGUGGAUUAUUGCUCCAGAUAUCGAUUUCUCUUUGGGUGAAAAUGAAGGAUAACUGUAUGCAUAUUUGCAAGGGCAACUGACUACUCGUGGGUAUACGAUAGAACCGGACAUGGAACAGUGGUGUGGAGUGUACAUGCAUUUGGGAGCCGAUGAUAUGAUGACUAGAGCCAGAGCCCAGGACUAUGGACAAUAAUGAGGACACGAGUAUAAUUUCUUGGUC
Trichoderma virens Gv29-8 is the source of this 3222-nucleotide messenger RNA. RefSeq lists its product as uncharacterized. The transcript has 4 exons. The record is from RefSeq and is a predicted model, not a curated record. The coding region runs from base 1 to 2991 and encodes 996 amino acids. Gene Ontology annotation, cellular component: TSC1-TSC2 complex. Gene Ontology annotation, biological process: regulation of cell cycle; negative regulation of TOR signaling. NCBI's taxonomy places the organism in Eukaryota, Fungi, Ascomycota, Sordariomycetes, Hypocreales, Hypocreaceae.